AUGCCCUCAACGGACUUUCCAGGGACGCAGGUAACAACAUCCGGCCCUUCUUCACAAGUCCUCAUCGGUGUCAUAUCUGCAAUUACAGGCAAUAUAAUCAUUGCAGUAGCUCUUAACGUUCAAAGAUAUGCCCAUUUAAAACUACAAAGAUCUUCUUCUUCUUCUUCUUCUUCAAUCCAUCAUCACCAAUCUAAUAUUAAUAAUAAUAAUAACAACAACAACAACAACAACAAUAACAACAACAACAACCAACAUCCCAAACCCCCAGAAUUGAUUCCUAAAGAACCUUCAACUCUAGACAACCAAUCUUCAUCUCCUCAUCUUCUCACUCAGGAACAUCAAAAUACAAUACCUUCAUCAUCCUAUUAUUCAUACUCUCCAAAUUCUCUUUCUCCUAUAUCCUCUUCAAAUGACUCUCAGUCUACUCAAGAACCUUCAUCAUCAUUAGAUAACCAACUUAGCUACCUUCACAGUAGCCUUUGGUGGCUAGGAGCUUUGCUUAUGACGGCUGGAGAAACUGGGAACUUUGUAGCCUACGGAUUUGCUCCAGCUUCCGUUGUCAGCCCGCUGGGCGUGCUGGCUCUCGUAGCAAACUGUGUCAUUGCUCCUAUAUUUUUCCAUGAACGUAUAGCCCCACGCAAUCUUAUUGGGGUCGCAGUUGCAAUCUCAGGCAUUUUAUUCAUCAUUACAGCAACCUCUUCUCCAUCUUCUGACCCCUUCCCAGGAUUGUCUCCACGUCAAAGACUUUUAGCAGCAUUCUCAAGUAUUGGCUUUAAACUUUACGCGUCAGCAGCAACUAUAAUUGUGGCUGUUCUACUCGCUUACACGCGUGUCAAUCCAACCGCACACUUACUUUUCGCAAACCUGGCUCUCGUCGCAAUGUUUGGAGCUCAAACUGCGCUGGCAACAAAGGCCCUGAGUACCCUACUGGGCGCAUCAUUGGGUAGGGCCUUUUCAGACCCACUGGCAUAUGUGUUUGCUCUUGUAUUAGCACUUACAGCCGUUCUACAAGUCAUUUUCCUUAACAGAGCUCUUCAACAUUUCCGUGCAACCGUCGUCAUCCCUGUCCACUUUGUAUUUUUCACUCUUAGUGUCAUCACAGCAUCUGCAAUUACAUUCCGCGAUUUUGCUGGGGCUUCUGCAGGCCAGCGGCUCCAGUUUGCGUUGGGAUGUGCACUUACCUUUGUGGGUGUCUGGUUUGUUACUAGAGGAGGCGGGUCUCAGGAACAAGAUGAGGACGAAAACGAGCAAGAUUACGUAGCAGAACAGGCUCAUACAAGUCAACCGAAUGACCAGUCAAAUAUUCCGGAUAUUCCAAGAAUUGUUUUUUCGGAACCUUUGGACCCGGCAUGGCACCAACAAACUAAUCAUCACAAUCCCCAUAAUCCCCAUAAUCCCCAUAAUCACCACCAUAUUCUUAAACUGCAAUCGCCAGAUCCUAACGUUCUGUCGCCUUUGUUACUUCCUACGUUCUCUACCCACUCGCGGCGGGCCUCUGCGGCUACUGUCCGGUCUCUACACAAGGUAGUUUCCGGGUCAUCCAUGUAA
This is a messenger RNA of Magnusiomyces paraingens, 1548 nucleotides long. RefSeq lists its product as uncharacterized. Gene Ontology annotation, molecular function: magnesium ion transmembrane transporter activity. The record is from RefSeq and is a predicted model, not a curated record. Gene Ontology annotation, cellular component: membrane. The coding region runs from base 1 to 1548 and encodes 515 amino acids. The transcript has a single exon. Lineage: Eukaryota; Fungi; Ascomycota; Dipodascomycetes; Dipodascales; Dipodascaceae. Gene Ontology annotation, biological process: magnesium ion transport.